UUCGUUCAAUAGCUCUCACCCUUUGCUCUCCCCUCCUUCCCAGCCCAGUGAGUCUCAAAGAAAAAGGCAAAGCCCCGCCCCUGGGGCGCAAGGGGUGGGCUCGGCCCGGCCGAGGGCGUGUCGGCUGCGGGGCGGGGUCCGACCCGAACGGGCUUCUCUCCGCCGAGGCGCCUCGGGCUUCCCUGGGCUAGCAGGAGGCGGCGGAGGCGGGCGCUGGACACUGGACGCUGCCCAGCCUAUGGAGAAAGCCGCUGGAUUCUGAGACUGCGGCGCGCAGGAGGCGAGCUCGGCCCCGGGCUUGGUUGGCUGGGGUCAGCGUCUAGGGGCUGCACCGGGAGGCUACGCGGGUCCCCUCUGUCUCCGCCAUGGGGGACGUGCUGUCUACGCACCUGGACGACAGCCGCCGGCAAUACAUCUCAGAGAAAACUGGGAAGAUUCUGAAAGAUUUCUUCCAGUUCUAUGAAGACCAGUAUGGAGUUGCUCUCUUCAACAGCAUGCGCUAUGAGAUCGAAGGUACUGGGGGGCCACAAGCCCAGCUGCUCUGGCGAAAGGUGCCAUUGGACGAACGAGUCAUCUUCUCUGGGAACUUGUUUCAGUACCUGGAAGACAGCAAGAAGUGGAGGAAUCGCUUCAGUCUCGUGCCACACAACUAUGGGCUCGUGCUCUAUGAGAACAAGGCUGCCUAUGAGAGACAGAUCCCACCACGUGCCAUCAUCAACAGUGCAGGCUAUAAAAUCCUUACCUCAGUGGAUCACUAUCUGGAACUCGUCAGUAACUCUUUGCCAGGGCCAGCUCCCAAAUCUGGUGCUGCUCCAAUUCUGAAGUGCCCUACCCAGUAUCCCCUGAUCCUCUGGCAUCCGUAUUCUCGACACUAUUACUUUUGUGUGAUGACAGAGCCUGAGCAGGAGAAGUGGCUGGCCGUGUUCCAGGACUGUGUCCGACACUGCAACAAUGGCAUUCCCGAGGAUUCCAAGGUGGAGGGCCCAGCGUUCACCGACGCCAUCCGCAUGUACCGGCAGUCCAAGGAGCAGUACGGCACCUGGGAGAUGCUCUGUGGAAACGAGGUGCAGAUCUUGAGCAACCUAGUGAUGGAGGAGCUGGGACCUGAACUGAAGAGUGUGAUAAGUCCCCGAAUGAAAGGCAAACCCCAGGAGAGGCAAAGGCAGUGGAUACAGAUCUCCGAUGCUGUGUACAGGAUGGUCUACGAGCAGACCCAAGCCCACUUUGAGGCUGUGGCCGCCAAGUGUGAGAUGGCCAGGCCAGCCAUGGAAAGCGCUAUCCGCACAGAUAUGGACCAGAUUAUCACCUCCAAAGAGCACCUGGCCAGCAAAAUCCGAGCUUUUAUCCUCCCCAAAGCUGAGGUCUGUGUCCGAAACCACGUGCAGCCUUACAUCCCCUCCAUUCUGGAAGCCUUGAUGAUCCCCACCAGCCAAGGCUUCACUGAAGUUAGGGAUGUCUUCUUCAAAGAGGUCACAGACAUGAACCUGAAUGUCAUCAACGAGGGAGGAAUCGAUAAACUUGGAGAGUACAUGGAGAAGCUUUCCCAGCUAGCGUAUCAUCCAGUCAAGAUGCAAAGUUGUUAUGAGAAGAUGGACCAGCUAAAGCUUGAGGGUCUGCAGCAGCGGUUUGAUGUGUCCAGUGCCUCUGUAUUCAAACAGAGAGCCCAGAUCCACAUGCGGGAGCAAAUGGACAAUGCUGUCUACACCUUUGAGACACUCCUACACCAGGAGCUAGGAAAGGGACCCACCAAAGAGGAGCUGUGCAAGUCCAUCCAGCGCAUCCUGGAGCGGGUGCUGAAGAAAUAUGACUAUGAUAGCAGUACAGUACGGAAGAAGUUCUUCCGGGAAGCCUUGUUGCAGAUCACCAUCCCAUUCCUGCUGAAGAAACUAGCCCCUACCUGCAAGUCGGAGCUCCCAAGGUUCCAGGAAUUGAUCUUUGAAGAUUUUGCCAGGUUCAUCCUGGUAGAAAACACAUAUGAAGAGGUCGUGCUACAGACGGUCAUGAAGGAUAUCAUGCAGGCUGUGAAGGAGGCGGCCGUGCAGCGGAAGCACAAUCUCUACCGAGACAGCAUGGUGAUGCACAACAGCGACCCCAACCUGCACCUGCUGGCGGAGGGCGUCCCCAUUGACUGGGGAGAGGAGUACGGCGGUGGCCCCGGGGAGACGGACCUGUCCGCGGAGAAGAGGCGGCGGGCAAAGCAGGUGGUGUCUGUGAUCCACGAUGAGGAGGCCGGGCUGCCCUAUGAGCCAAGCCCGGAGGCGCUGUCCCCAGGCGCGCCGCCCCACCCCACCUCCCCAGACAGCGUCUCCGAGCUGCGGGGGCUGCUGGCGCAGGAGCUGCAGGUGGACAGCCCGCAGUCUCCUGCCGAGCCCCUCACUAAUGGCACGUCCCCCAGAGAGAGCCCCCAGCCCCCGGAGCCCGAGAGCGAGAGGAGGCCCGGCCAAGCAGCGUCUCCUCUCCACCACGCCCACCGCGAGCCGGCGCCGAUCACCCCCGGCGGGGAGGCCGUCUCUCCUGCCAGUCCCCCCCGCCGCCCCCGCCCCGAGGCGGCAGCCGACGGCGAUCGCCCCCAGCCCAGUGACCAGGAGACUGGGGAAGAGGUGUCCGGCCAGGGCGGUCGCCCCUAUGUGCAGACCACCACAGAGGACAGCACGGGUGUGCAGACUGAGUUUUAGGCCAGAGCCUCUCCUCCCCCCCAUGGAUUCUGGAUUCUGGUCAGGUGCGUGCCCGCUGUGAAGCCCUAGUGCCCCCGCCCCGCCCCCCAUCCCUCUGCCCCAGCAGUGCCCGCCCCGCACUGUGGUCCCCCACGGGAGCCAGCCAGGCUGCACUCAUCACUGUUGUAAACGUGUCUUGUUGAAGGACAGGGUGAGGGGAGAUGGGAGCCCCCCUGCUGAGCAGCACCCAGUUCUUUUCAGACCCCAUGGGGCUCCCCUUUCCCUCUGCCUCUCCAUGGACAUAGAUGUUUAUAGAUCAGCGCCCCCAUGGGAGAGAGGGCCCCUCAGUCAGUCAGGUAAGGGGGGACUCGUAAGGGAAACACCGGCCUGGCGCCCCCCCACCCCCACCCCCACGGCCCUUUUUCUGUUCGAGCUUGAAAGGGAGGGAGGCAGAAGGCAGCGUCUGACGGGCCACAGACUGACUGUUGAGCUUCUCCCUGCCAGCCGGGCAGGGCAGGCUGAGAGUCGGAAACAGGGCUUUGCCCCUGGUAGCGGCCAGGUGAGGCUCUCCCCCUCCCCAGCCCGCCUGACGUCAGGCUCUCGGUCCCAUCCCAAGGGCGGCGGUUAAGCUGCCUUCUCUUCUGGCCGCUCCUUCAGACUGUAAAAAGUGUCCUUCGUUCUCCUACGUCCUUUCUCUCCCAGAGGGGUAGGAGAGGAUCAGGAAAAAGAAGCCAGGUGCUCUAGAAUCCAUUGUUGUAGUGGGCUUGACAAUGGGGGUGCUGCUCUAGCUUCCGGGAGCCCCGAGCCCCCUCCCAGCCUCUCCCCCGACCCGGAGCGCUUUCCCUCACACGGGAAGCUCUGGUCUUUAACUGUCCCCGCUGGAGGGGCUGGCCGUGAGUGAUGUGCCCGCCGCACGGCUAGGCCAGCAGGGUACUCUCCUUCCAGAGGGAGGCGCCGUGAUGGCCUUGGCAGCUGCUGUUUGAUGCGCCUGCCUUGUUGGGAGCGGCGCUGCCAGGGGUAACGGUCUGUCUGAGCGCGCGCACACACACACACACACGCGCACACAUACACACACAAAUGCACACACACACACACACAUACA
Messenger RNA from Antechinus flavipes (yellow-footed antechinus), 3756 nucleotides. It is a transcript of the gene NIBAN2, whose product is annotated as niban apoptosis regulator 2. The transcript has 14 exons. Bases 366 to 2675 code for a protein of 769 amino acids. Lineage: Eukaryota; Metazoa; Chordata; Mammalia; Dasyuromorphia; Dasyuridae. The record is from RefSeq and is a predicted model, not a curated record.